This is a messenger RNA of Vombatus ursinus (common wombat), 5207 nucleotides long. It is a transcript of the gene MYO15B, whose product is annotated as myosin XVB. The transcript has 41 exons. NCBI's taxonomy places the organism in Eukaryota, Metazoa, Chordata, Mammalia, Diprotodontia, Vombatidae. The record is from RefSeq and is a predicted model, not a curated record. Gene Ontology annotation, molecular function: protein binding. The coding region runs from base 35 to 4837 and encodes 1600 amino acids. Gene Ontology annotation, cellular component: cytoskeleton.
ACCAGGUGAAGAGACAAGGGCGACCAAUUCAAGAAUGGAGCUGGGAAGACUGGAAAUCCCGGCUGAGCUGUCUGCUCUGCUGAAGACAGCUGAAGGUCGUCAGCAUGUCAUGGCAGAAAACAUCACAGAAGCCCUUCCCCCAGAGGUCACAGCUCAGGAAGAACUGGCUCUCCCUCCUGACAUUGAUAGAUUCCCCUUUUCCAGCUUCAUCCCAGAAAACUUUCAGAAGCCAACCCUGCCCACUCCAGGACAGCCGCUGACGUCACCUCUGACUCAUCUGGAAGGGGUUAGCCCUCAGCUUGCCCUGGAUGUCAACAAAGUGAUGUUACGGCUCCUGGGUGACCUAUCACUUCAGUCCUGGCAGGAACAGACCAUGGGCACUUAUUUGGCCCAUAAGGGACAGCGCCACCCCGCCCUGAGGAAUGAGAUCUUUUGCCAACUUGUGACCCAGCUGUGGCACAACCCGGACGAUCAGCAGAGUCAUCGAGGCUGGGCACUCAUGGCCAUUCUGCUCAGUGCCUUCCCCCCGACACUGACCCUUCAGAAGCCACUGCUCAAGUUUGUGUCUGACCAUGCUCCAAAGGGUAUUGCAGCUGUGUGCCAGCACAAGCUCUUGGGGGCAUUGCAACAGUCCCAGCCAGAGGUCGACAGUGUCCGCGCCUACCCACCUACACAGCUGGAGUGGAUUUCAGGGUGGCGAUGUGGGCGUAUGGCCCUCGAUGUCUUCACCUUCAGUGAAGAGAGAUACUCAGUAGAAGUCAAAUCCUGGACCGCAGCAGAAGAAUUUGCUGGGUGGAUCCUACGAACCAGGGGCAUAGAGCAGCUCAUACGAGGCUGGUCAGUGUCUCUGCUCUCUGGAGAUUCCUGGCAGGAUUUGGCAGGCUGUGACUUUGUGCUGGAUCUGAUUGGACAGAUUGAGGAUUUAGGGGACCCCAGUGCCCCUGGCAGCUACCCCAUCACCCCCCACAAUGGGACUUCUGAAGACAUCCCCUCACCCCCAGGAAUCCAGGCUCCUGCCUUGGCUCCAGAGCCACCUCCAGGUCCUGCCCCAUCACUGCCUCAAAGGAGCUACACAAGGCAACCCCAGAGCCCUAAGAGCUUGGAUGGUUUCCUGGACAACCUCUUUGAGCCUGUGCUCUCCCCAGGGUCCAGGCAGGGUUUAGAACAAGCCAGGGCACUGAACAGCCAAAUGAAAGGUGGCGGAGGCAUUGGGACUCAGCAAGGAGGCUACCCCAUGAUGUAUCCAGGGAUGAUGCAGGUGCCAAACUACCAGCCUGCCAUGGGGGCAAUGAUGCCAGCACCUGUGCCACUCAUGCCAGCAAUGCCAUCAAUGCCACCCGUGCCUUCAAUGGGUGGGGUCCCAGCCAUGCCAGGCAUGAUGAUGCCAUCCCAGCCCCAGCCAAUGGUGCCCACGCUCAGCGCCAGAGAGCUGGCUGCACAGCAGCAAAGCUUUAUCAACCAGCAGGCCAUGUUCUUGGCUCAGCAAAUGACCACCCAGGCCAUGACUCUUUCUCUGGAGCAGCAGGCCCAAAUGCAGCGCCUGACCCAGGCCUCCACAUAUGCACCCCAGCCCACUCCCAGCACUCCCAAACCGAAGAAGUCCCCAGCUGUUGUCAGCAAAAGCUCUCCUGUUCCCAAGGCACAGCCCCAAAGGAGCUCAGAACCGGUAGAGAUUCCAGAAGAUGAUGAGGAGAAACUAAUGCAACCCAAUACCUUCCAGGAGAAACGGGAUUAUUUCCAGAGGAUAGGGCAAGAACCUAUUUGGUUGAAGAAGGUGAAGCCACUUGCAAAGGUGCCCAUCCCCCAGAGGGAGAUAGAGCAAGAAGAGGAGGAGGAAGAAGAAGAGGAGGACAAGGAGGAAAUCAAAGCACCUUCUCCUCCCCCAGUGGUCAAGAAACCACUUAAAAAAAAAGAGGAAGGAGACAAAACUAAGAAUGAAGAUGGUGCUGGAGCCAAAGCACGAGGUGAAGCGAAAGCUAACAUUAGCCCACAAGCCAAAAGCCAAAAGGAGAGUAAGGAAAGGCCUCCAAGUACCGUGGUACGAAGCUCAAAACCAGCCCACAAACCAGAAGAGCCCAGUAGAGAAAUUCGUAACAUCAUCAAGAUGUACCAGAGCCGCCCUGCACCAGUGCCUGAACCGAUACAGCCCAGCAGGAAGCCUCAAAAAUCUUUCCUAAAGAAGAAUGACCCCAAGGAUGAGGCCCUGGCCAAACUGGGUCUUGGUGGCAACUAUCUGCCUCCUCCGGCAUCAGCUCUGGGCCCUAAGAAGGACUCACCACCACCUCUUCCAAGUCGGCCCAAGUCCCCCAUCUCCAUUGAAUCUUCUAGUUCCAUCAAAGAGAAGCAGAGACCCCUGAUGGAUUUGUUUGCCCCAGUUCAAUCCAUGACCUCAAUUCCUCAGCUUCCAUUAUCUCCACCUCCACCUCCACCUCCACCUCCACCUUCCCUCCCACCAGAGAACCCAGCUCCACCCAAGUCAGACCCAGUUCUGUCCAUGAAGGAUGAACAUAUCAGUACUGAGUUGCUUCAUCUCUCAAGCAGUGUUUCCUUUGCUUAUGCCAGCACCAGCUGGAGGCUGUUCCUUCGAAAAGAGGUAUUCUACCCCCGGGAGAACUUCAAUCACCCCUACUGUUUGAGACUUCUUUGUGAACAAAUCCUGCGUGACACUUUCACCGAGUCCUGUAUCCGAAUCUCUCCAGAUGAACGGAACAAGAUGAAAGAUAUGCUAGCGGACUUGCAGGUGGGCAUGGAUGCCAGUUCCAUCACUGAAGACAGUAUCAAGAAGAGAAUUGUAGUAGCUGCCCGAGACAACUGGGACAAUUACUUCUCCCGAAUCUUCCGUGUCUCGGGGGAGAGUGGCAGUGAUGUACAAUUUCUGGCUGUGUCUCAUCGAGGACUUCGCCUGCUCAAAGCUGUGAACAAUGCCACGUUCCUCACAGACCACCUCAAGACCCUCUGCAGCUACAGUUUUGCAGAAGUCCUGGAGGUGAAGGCCCAAGGACAUAGCGUUCUUCAAUUUUCCCUGAGGAAUGAGCAACUAAUAUUGCGCACAACUCAAGCCCAGACCAUCAAGUCCAUGGUGGAGUUGUUCCUGAAUGAGCUCAAAAAAGACUCAAGCUAUGUGAUUGCCCUCCGGAGCUAUGUCACUGAUGACCGAAGCCUCCUGAGUUUCCGCUGUGGAGAUAUUAUUAAGCUGCUGCCCAUGGCCUCCCUAGAACCAGGGUGGCAAUUUGGCUCCAUCAGCGGUCGAUCUGGGCUCUUUCCUUCUGACAUGGUGAAAGUGGCUGCUGUGCCUGACUAUUUCACCUUCCUCAAGGAGCAGAAGGAUGGGCGGCAAAGGAGUCUUCCAAGAGGAGAAACAGGAUUGCCUCCACAGAACCGGGCCAUGGAGUGUGAACACACCCCCACCCAGGCACCCAGUGAGUCCUCUGUGGUGACCAGCUCUGUCUUCUCGGAUGUCAGCUCCACUCUGUCUGCGGGUACCAGCACUUACGCCAUGUGGGAGUAUGCCCAGAAGUACUUCCGGCCAAUACAGACCUCGGAGGGCUGGAUGGUAUCAAAACAUCAUGCCAGAAGCCUGGUGCAACAUACCAAGACUCCCAUCCAGAAAUCUCUUACCAACUUACCUGACGAGGAGCUGAACAAGCUAGCUGUGCAGAACUUCAGGGCUGUGAUGCAAUUUAUGGGUGAUCAGUCCAAGAAGAAAGAUGAGUUGGAUACACCAUUUGAGAUGCUGAAGGUGAAUAUUGGAGCAAGAAGUCCAGGGACACAGCAGAGCCCUUUAGCACCUAAUUCUGCCAUGUACCUCACUGGGGCUGUGGUGGGGGGAGAGAAGGGAUGCGAGCUGGCCCAGAAAUGCCAAGAACAUUUACGACACACAGUCAAAUAUGGAGGUCGCCAGCACCUGCCCACCAUAGGCGAGAUGAAAGCCUUUCUGAAGGGGCAGACAAUCCGACCAGUGUCGCUCCACCUGCCUGGAGGUAUGGAAUACAAGACUGUCAUCCAGACCUUUACAGUGGUGGCAGAAGUGCUGGAGGAGACAUGUAGACAGAUGGGCAUCAGAGAGCCCUUGGAGAUGCAAGAGUUUGCCAUCCUCCUCUUCAAGGGAAAAGGUGUGCUGGUGAGGCCUCUGUACCGCAACGAGUACCUCAACAAUGUGAUGCGGGAAACUGAUGUGGAGUUGCAUAGCCGCCGGCUCACCUGGGACACCCCACUGCAUUACGAUAACGAAGUCUAUAUCAGCACACACUACAGCCAGGUACAUCGGGAUUACUUGCAGGGAAAGCUGCUGAUUCACACCCAAUCCCAAGCUGAAGCUGUACUAGCUCCUUUGGCGGCCCUGCAGCACCUGAGCAGAGAGAUCGGCUACCCGCCUUCUGAGCAGGAUCUGCUGAGAUACGUCCCACAGCCACUACAGCAGCAGGUAAAUUUGAAGAUCUUGGGGAAUUUGGUGAAGAGCCAGUUGGCCUUGAAGAGAUACAGCCGCAGAGCAGCACAUAUCAACUUCAUUGAGGCUAUGAAACACCUUCCUCUCUUUGGAUAUAUUGUGUAUGGCAUACUGCGGACGAGUGAGCCUAUGAUAGUCACCCCCUGCUUGCUGGGCCUCAACCACCAACACCUCAUCUUGGUGGAUCCUAGUUCUCAGGAACAAUGCUACUCCAUCCCUCUGAAGGACGUACAGAAACUACGUCAGCUCAGUCCCCUGGACAAUACCCCAGGGUUGGAGCUGUACUAUGGGUCUUCUGCCAGCCCCCAAACCAUCUGGUUCGAGUUGCCCCAGGCCCAGGAGUUACGGCACACCCUCAUCUUCUUAAUGGAGCACAGUACCUCUACUUAGCCUGGCCCAGUUCAUUCCAAGUUGAAAGGGGUAGGAGUGGGGAGACAAGGACUGUCUCCUCACCGCUCCUCCACACUCCUGCCCUCAGCAAUCUCCUCUUACUGGCGAGCUGACACUUCUUGGUGUUCCAGCCCCUGCUCUAAGCUGAGGCAGAAGAGAACGGCCUAGGCAUGAGGAUGACACCUUCCUCGGUGGCUGGGGCUGAGCUGCAGGCAGGAAUUGAGCCGCAUGUGUUCAGCUCAAGCAGCUAAAUCCUGUACGCUCUUUGUGCCAUCAGGGAGCAGGACCUACUUCCCAUUCAUCCUCACCCAGGUCCAGCCCCAGGCCUGGUGUGGACAGAUGCACAGAAAAUAAAACCUCAAACAAUCAA